AUGUCCAACAGCAGCUCUAUCACCGAGUUCCUCCUAGUGGCAUUCAUGGAUACACGGGAGCUGCAGCUCCUGCACUUCUGGCUUUUCUUGGCCAUCUACCUGGCUGCCCUCCUGGGCAAUGGACUCAUCAUCACCGCCAUAGCCUGGGACCACCGUCUCCCCACCCCCAUGUACUUCUUCCUCCUCAACCUCUCCGUCCUCGACCUGGGCUUCAUCUCUACUACUGUUCCCAAAUCCAUGGCCAAUUCCCUCUGGGACACCAAGGCAAUCUCCUACUUGGGAUGUGCUGCACAGGUCUUUUUCUUACCCUUCUUGAUGCUAGGGGAGUAUUUUAUUCUCACUGUCAUGGCCUAUGACCGCUACGUUGCCAUCUGCAAACCCCUUCACUACGGGACCCUCCUGAGCAGCAGAGCUUGUGCCCACAUGGCAGCAGCUGCCUGGGGUAGUGGGUUUCUCCCCUCUGUGCUGCACACGGCCAAUACAUUUUCACUGCCAUUAUGCCAGGGCAAUGCUGUGGAGCAGUUCUUUUGUGAAAUCCCCCAGAUCCUCAAGCUCACCUGCUCAGAUGUCUACCUCAGGGAGGUUUGGAUUAUUGUGUUUAGUACCUGUGUGGACUUUGGGUGUUUUGUUUUCAUUGUUCUGUCCUACCUGCGGAUCUUCAGGGCUGUGCUGAGGAUCCCCUCUGAGCAGGGACGGUACAAAGCCUUUUCCACAUGCCUUCCACACUUGGCUGUAGUCUCCCUAUUUCUCAGCACUGCCAUGUUUGCCUAUCUGAAGCCCCUUUCCAUCUCCUCCCCAUCUCUGGAUAUGGUGGUUGCCGUUCUGUACUCAGUGGUGCCUCCAGCAUUCAACCCCCUCAUCUACAGCAUGAGGAACCAGGAACUUAAAGACACAUUGAAGAAGCUGAUUUUGUCAGUAGUGUCUCAGCAGCAUUAA
Messenger RNA from Eurypyga helias (sunbittern), 936 nucleotides. RefSeq names its product olfactory receptor 14J1-like. Gene Ontology annotation, cellular component: membrane. Gene Ontology annotation, biological process: G protein-coupled receptor signaling pathway. Bases 1 to 936 code for a protein of 311 amino acids. The transcript has a single exon. Gene Ontology annotation, molecular function: olfactory receptor activity; G protein-coupled receptor activity. The record is from RefSeq and is a predicted model, not a curated record. Lineage: Eukaryota; Metazoa; Chordata; Aves; Eurypygiformes; Eurypygidae.